GCUGCUGCUGCUGCCCGGGACGGAGCGACUUCCAGCGGCGCCGAGCGGCUCCAGCGUGCGCACAGCUGCGGCCAGAUGUUCGAGGCGGGGAGGAAAAGUUCCGGAGCGCCGCAGGAAGCAGAACCAGUGAUCCCCGAGCUCCGCGGCUCCGUGUCACGCCGGUGGUGGAUGAAGCCACAGCGGUUUUUUUCCAAGUCGCCCUGAGGACGUGCGUGAAGCCCAUCCCACUGCUGCCGAGGAUCUGCGCCGCAGCUCGGCUCCGCUCCGUGGACCCGCCGGCUCCCUCCAGCUCCUCCAUGCCUCCUUCUGCAGACACAAAGAGGCGCUUUUUGCAUUUCUAAGGCGACCGCCUCCCUGCAGCCCGCAGCCGGCUCUCCGCGCUCGCUCCUCGGCGUCCUCCCUCACGUGGACUAUCGAUAAGUUUCCGAUCACAUUGAUGAUUGGUGGUUGCGUCAGCGCCGCCGGAUCAGCCGCGGUCUCCUGGCGGAUCGUCGGACGCCUCAUGUGGUGAUCUGCAGGCGGGUUUCCCGGAGCCGCCUGCCCGCCGCCUGCAUGCAGAGCCUUUGCAGGGUCAAGAUGCAGUUUCGGACUGUGCUGGACGUGAAAGUCGUGGACGUGGAGAAGAGGCGCAACCCGUCGAAGCACUACGUGUAUCUCAUCAAUGUCACCUACUCUGACAACACCUCCCACAUCAUCUACAGAAGAUACAGCAAAUUCUUUGACCUACAGAUGCAGAUACUCGACAAGUUCCCGAUCGAGGGAGGGCAGAAAGACCCGAAGAAGAGGAUCAUCCCCUUUCUCCCAGGCAAAAUCCUGUUCCGGAGGAGUCAUGUGCGAGACGUGGCCAUGAAGCGGCUGCGUUUCAUCGACGACUACUGCAGGGCCCUGGUGAGACUCCCGCCUCAGAUUUCUCAGAGCGAGGAGGUCCUUCGCUUCUUCGAGACGAAAGCCGAAGACGUCAACCCUCCAGUGGAGGACUAUGGAUCCAAGCGCAAGUCGGGGAUCGACAGCUCGGAGCCCAUGGUGCUGGAGCAGUACGUGGCCGUGGCCAACUACGAGAGGCAGGAGAACUCGGAGAUCAGCCUCAAGGCCGGCGAGACGGUGGACGUGAUCGAGAAGAGCGAGAGCGGUUGGUGGUUCGUCAGCACAUCGGAGGAGCAGGGUUGGGUUCCAGCUACGUACCUGGACUCCCAGAAUGGAACCAGAGACGACCUGGAUCUGGGCACAUCCAGGACCGGGGAAGUUACUAAGCGCCGUAAGGCCCAUCUGAAGAGGCUGGACCGCCGCUGGACCCUCGGUGGGAUCGUGAACCGGCAGCAGAGCAGAGAGGAGAAAUACGUGACGAUCCAGCCGUACGCCAGCCAGGGCAAAGACGAGGUGAGCUUUGAGAAGGGGGUCAUCGUGGAGGUCAUCCAGAAGAACCUGGAGGGCUGGUGGUACAUCAGAUAUCUGGGAAAAGAGGGCUGGGCUCCGGCCUCCUACCUGAAGAAGAUUAAAGAGGACUUCUCCCCCCGUAAGAAGACCCUGACGGGCCCCGUGGAGAUCAUCGGCAACAUCAUGGAGAUCAGCAACCUCCUGCAGAAGAAGUCGGUCAGCGAGAAGGACAUCCAGACGGACGGCGAGGGGGGCAGCACCACGCCGGAGCGCCACAUCUCCAAGAGCGAGAUCAGCCUGCCGAUGCCCUACAACUCGGAGAUCAACGCCGAGACGGGCCGGAGGCUGAGCGCCGGCCGGGACACCAACAGCCCCUGUCUGGGAAUAGCAGCGAGCGCCGCCCUGAAUGAGAACAAAGCGAGAGGAGAGCCGGGGUCUCCGGCCGUGGCCAGAGUGGCGCCGCACCGAGUGGAAAUCGGAUUUGAUGCUAUCGGGUCUCCGAAUCUGAGGCAGAAACCUCCCCCGAGAAGAGACACCAACUUGGGUUUCCAGUUACCCAAGCCACCAGAGCCCCCUGCUGUGGAAGCAGAGUAUUACACCAUAGCGGAUUUCCAGUCCUCGAUCUCCGAUGGCAUCAGUUUCCGUGGAGGACAAAAGGCUGAUGUGAUCGAGAAGAACCCUGGUGGCUGGUGGUACGUGCAGAUCGGAGAGAUGGAAGGCUGGGCUCCCUGCUCGUACAUCGAUAAGCGCAAGAAGCCCAACCUCAGCCGUCGGACCAGCACUCUGACCCGCCCCAAAGUCCCGCCGCCAGCUCCGCCCGUCAAAAAGCAGGACUCGGAGGAGGCCCCCCCUCCUGCUAACUCUGCCUCCAAAGCCACAGAGCCGCCGAGCAGGCCGGUGUACGAGGAACCGGAAUAUGAUGUUCCUGCAAUCGGGUGUGAAGGCGAGUCUGACGUAGAUUCUCUGAAGGACGAGCGUUCCCUGGAUGUGAAGAUCAGCAGCGUGGUCGGCGACAAGUACCGCAACUCGCCUCCCUCCUGUAAAGCCUCGCCUCCUGUCUGCAAGGCCUCCCCGGUGUUCACCCAUCGGAGAACCUCCUUCAGGUCCGUAGAGGAGGUCACUAAAGAGGAGUGUAUCUACGAGAAUGACGGCUUCAGGCCAAGCAGUGGCAUCGAAGGAACCUUAGCUAAAGGUUCCAGCGAGCCCAACUCCCCAAGGAGCUACCACUCCUCCACAGUCCCACGAAAACCGUCCGGAUCUUCACCUUUAGCCGGUAGACCCAUGAAAACCAUGACACCAGAGAUGCAUCGGAGGAGCCAGACCCUGGGCAGACACAUGGAUAUCAGCCUCCGUUCCCAGGACAACAGCUCCCACUCUUCAUUGGAUGAACUGAGCAGAGGCCCAAAGAAAGGCCAGACCUUCAACCGGGAUGUGGAGCAGAGGAUAGGCCAGAGCCCCUCCACCCGGCCAAAGCCUUCGGUCAGACCUAAACCCCUUCUGACCAAAUCAGAGCCGCAGAGUCCCGAGAGGAUGGACAUCAGCUCUCUGAGAAGGCAGCUGAGGCCUACGAGUCAGUAUCGACAUGGCCUCAAAUCUUCUCGAGGGGACGACUCUGAAACCGCCUCCGUUAUCUCUUCAGAGGACUCGAUGUGUUCGCGCAGUACCUCAGAUCUCUCCUCUGUUUACUCCAAAGGCAGCCGUGGUGACUCAGACGUGGAAGGCCCCAAUCUCUACCGCUCCCUGGACGCCUACAAGAAGGUCCAAGACUCUGAGAUCAGUUUCCCAGCCGGAGUGGAGGUGGAUGUUCUGGAGAAGCAGGAGAGUGGUUGGUGGUACAUCCGCUGGGGCUCCGAGGAGGGCUGGGCUCCUUCAUACUACCUGGAGCCUGUCCGACAAGUGGCCGAUGUUGGUGGGCUGGAGUCAGAUGGACAUGGGAGUGGUGGGAGUAAGUCCAACAGCCUGGAGAAAAAUGAGCAGCAUGUGUUGGCCCUCAAUAACAUCAACAUUCAGGGUCUGACCCAGCAUCAAAGCCUGCGGAGGAACACGCCACCGAUCCCCUCCAAGCCUCCUGGUGGGUUCUCUAAACCAUCCGGGAUGGUUAAUGGAGGUGUACGGAUGAGGAACGGGGUACGCCAGGUGGCAGUGAGGCCUCAGUCUGUUUUUGUGACCACAACACAGCCAGCGAAGGACACCCAUUACAUGACGGGAUCCUUGAGGAGAAACGACUCCCUCGGCAGGAGCGACCACUAUGGCUCUGGCUCUGCAACUCUUGGUGUCCGCCGAAAUGCCUCCUUCAGCACCGUACGUCCUCAUGUGGUGGUUGAAAGUCAGACGAGGCCCGCUGAGCGCUCCAGUUUGUCUUCGGGCAGCGCCUUCAGCACAAGCAACGUCCAAGACGCCCUGAGCCGAGUUAACCAGCGCAACGGCAUACCCGUGUCCACAGUUCGGCCCAAACCCAUCGAGAAGAGCCAGCUGAUCCACAACAACCUUGGCAGGGACGUGUACGUGUCCAUUGCUGACUAUCGUGGCGAUGAGGAGACGAUGGGUUUCUCUGAGGGCACUUGUCUGGAGGUUCUGGAGAGAAACCCCAAUGGAUGGUGGUACUGCCAGGUGCAGGACAGCCUGCUUCCCCGCAAGGGCUGGGUCCCCUCCAACUACCUAGAGAGGAAAAAAUAAACCCCACAUCCUUCUCCCUCCUCCCCCCUCUGAUGUCUCCAAAGACCUGGGUGGCAUCACUCUUCAAGAAUGUUACCCGCAAUCUCCCGUAAGCAAUAUGUCCUUGGAAAUGUACAUUUAUGAGUGUAAAAAGAAAUGUUUUAACCUGAUGAGGAAAGACACUUUUAGUGCUGGUUUACUAAAAUUUAUACAAAAAAAGGAAGAUUUUAAAUAUUUUGCCUGGGAAUGAUCGGCAGAAACGUGGAGGACUGAGGAGGACGGUGUCUUUGAGAUAUAAAACGGUAUGAAUGGGAGCGAUAACCUCUUAAAGAGGUCGUAGAGAAGCUGAGCAGGGUAACAGCUAUGCUUAUUCCUGCCCAUCACUGACUAUGAUGGCCGAUAAGUGCCUUUUGUAUUUGAUCACCUGAAUGGUGGUCCUAAAUGGUGGAUGGCAAAACAUGAAACCAACCAAAUCUUUUAAGAGUGCCAUAGUCCUACGAACACCACCAGGAGUAUUCCCAAUGAAGAGCUCCAUCAUCGAGUGCAAACAAAGUGCAAAUCUAGAGCGCUCUAAUUGGUCCGAUGCACAGAUCAAACAAAGAAAAAACGAUUUAAGGGACUCGAGUCACCAGAAGAUUUAUUCGUUUAAGUCACAAGUCAUCAAAGACGGUAUUUAAAUCUCGUUAUCACGACUUUUAUUUAGUUUGUACAUGUUGCAGCGUCUUGUGUUGAUGCAAGUCUUCCUUAGAGAAUUAUUUCUGCUUUCUUGUGACAUCUGUUUUCCACCGACAGCCUGGAAUUGGAAAAGUUAAAGCUCCUACCUGAAGUGAACAUACAUACAGCUGGCGCUCCAGUCUGAUUAAUUGGCAUAGGCACGGACAUAUGUUAAUAUUCAUGUCUUUAAUCCCAGAUGUAACUGUUUGGGAAAACAAAUGUGUUUAAAAACAACCUGUGAAACUUGAAACAGUCGGAUAUUUUAGAAAAAAAACCUCCAGAACCAAACCACCUCAUAUCUAGGUAGGUAGUAACCUCAAAAGAUGAAAACAGUUAGUUUACAAAGAUUUAGUGUGUUGUUAGCUCCAGGAACAGUUGAUUUUGUAUAUAUUUAGUUUUCUAUACAUAUAAUAAGGCCGCUGUCGCGGUGAUAUAUUAAAUAAAUACUGGAAAUGCGGUGAUAUAAUUGAAUCCCAGGGAUAUAUCUGCAUAGCAUUUUGCCCAAAAUGUGAUCAAACCAAAGAGAAAUAUCAUUUCAUUGGCAGUUCUUGUGAUUUUAUUGUUUAUUUAUGGUACAAAUGAUACAGUGUGUUCACCAAAAUGCCUAAAACGAGGUUUCUGAACUGAAAAAUAAAUGUUUUCCUGGAAGCACUUGAUACAUUUUUGUAAAAUUAUUGAUCCAGAACAAGAUGUAAACAACUAAAUUGUAAUAUUAGAUAUUGCUGUGCAGUAUUGGGCUUGACAGUUUAUUAUCUUGUUUCCUAGUUUAGGUUUUUCGCAUCUUCAAAACUGUAUAAAAUCACAUAAAUGAAAUAAGUUAGAAACAAGUCUCCCGCAGUAUAGAAGUGAGCUAAAAUACAACUUCCAAAAUUCAAACGGCUGAUGUUCAAGACUGCUGAAAUACAUUUUCUAACGAACGGUGUGAGCUCUCCGUACGUACGAGGCUGAACACUAACCUUUCAUUAUGUUUCUGCUGGACAGUAUCAUAGUAUUAAAGUACAGUACCUGCUAGAUGGCGGUUAUCUAUUUCAACAAAACCAUAUUUGUUUUUUGUUUGUUUGUUUGUUUGUUUGUUACUCCGUGGUCGCACAGUGGCAAUAAUGAGGAACGAAGUGGUUCUGUUUUGUGAAUUAGUGCACUUUAAAAAUGUUUUUUUUAUGGUGCAUUAAUGUAAAGAUGCAGUAAAUACUCAGCAUAUUAUUUAUUGGUGGAGUUUUUUUGUAGUUAUUUAAUUUUUUUUCCUUCUUCAACUCAAGUGAGAGGAACACAGUAAGUCUCUCUGGGUAGAAUUGGAGAAACAGAGACCUCUUGUGGAAGCUUAAAGGUACUACACCAUGAUUGUGUGAUGAUUGGUCGCUUCCCUACCUCAGUGCAAUAAGAAAUGCGCUGCUGGUCAGUGAGUCUCCCCAAAAACUGUACAGAAAUUAAAUGUUUUUUUCAGUUUUUUGUUUUUUUUUAAAUCUCAGUGCAGCUAAAAGUUGUAAUUUUUGUUUUGUUUUGUAUCGGGCAAUAAUUUAUUUUUUGGGAUUUUUUUUGUCCCCCUCUAUGCUGUGUUCUGCAACUUUAGCAAAUCAUGGGCACUUCCUUCAUCUUUAUUGUGCUUUACAUAAUGCCUGAUUAAAGCGUAUUUAUUAUGAAUGGUUUAAUAUCGUAUCACGGUUUGACAAUCACCAUAUUCCCUCGUUCAAAGCAUUAUUUUUUUUUAUCAGGACUCAAGUCAGAAUGCUGCCUCGGCAGUCGACGGAAAUUCAAACAGAUCCUCAUUUAUGGUCGUAUUAAUGUAAUUAAUGAGGCCCCCUUUCAUUGAGACGAUGGCAUUAUGUAAAUGUGUUGAAUCACUCUUAACGUUUCGCUCCAGCACAUAUUAUUAUUGCAUAUCGCUUUGUUUGAUCGAGCUGAACUUACUUGCAAGGGAAUCGCUCUGUGUCAAGCGUACAUUUAGCUGUGUAGCAUCUAUCUUUUUUUUUUUUGUUUGUUUUUUGUUUUAAUUUCCUCUUUUUGCUCUAAAUUCUGAAAUGUACCCGCGAGGAAAUGUGCAAUAGAUGAUACAAAAAAAACAACAACAACAAAAGAAAAACAACAACGCAUCAUGCUUCUACAAGAGGAGAGAAAAAAAAUAAAAAAAUAUCAGAACAUUGCCAUUACAUGCGCCGGGAGGCGACGCUCCCGGUCAAACUGCCAGUCACGAGCUUUUACCAUCACUUCAAGUGUGUCAUGUUUGAGUCUGUCUGAAAGAGCAGAUGUGCGAGGCCCUGAAAGCAUCCGAGGAAUCGUUGGACCAAAGCAGCCGCAUGUGACACCUCGUUAUCUCCUGACGCCAUGAACUGAGCUGCUGCUCCUCCGGCAGUGGACGGUGAUCUGUGAAUGGCAGAAACACACAGCGGCGAGUCAUCUGGGAUCUCCUUCACCGAUGGAGAGUCUCGGCCCUUCGUCAGGGGCCUCGGCGGCCCUGCUCUGAGCUGUCACGUUCGUGCCUGAAUGGAUUUUUGAUAGUUUUUGUGUUGUUGUUUUCUUCUUCUUCUUCUUCUUCUUCCUCUUCUUCUUCGUUUUUUUUUUUUUUUUUCCAGUUUGUUGGUUUGUUUUCCCUCUGGACUGUGUCCUCUCUUGACAUUUAACCCACCGCUGUCAAACCGGCUUUUUUUCUCCUCAACACUCACGGCGGCGAAGGUGACGUUUGGAACCGUCGGCGGCGGUAAACAAGAGAGCGGCGAGGUGAACGCUCCUUCAGGCCGUUUCAGUUCAAUCCAUCAACUUCCAAGAUGUACGCCAAAAAACAGAAAAUCCUUUAUUUUUCUCUGCGCUGAGCCUCGGCCGGCCUUACUGAUGAGCUGCAGGUGAACACAGCUGAAGAGUUCGUCCAAGAAACCUUCAGUUAAGCUCCACCUUUUACUAAACAUGUUGGGCCUUGUUGCUGAGAGUUAGUUGAAAAGACUGAUAUCAUUCUUUGUGCACUUUUUGCAGAGUUCGAUACUCGAACACCGUUUCCACAUUUAUCUGAUGCUCAGUUUAAACCUGACUGUUCAGUUUUAUUUCGUGGCAUCACAACUGGAAACCGCUCACAGUUCAGUGACAAAUAGGAGCUUAGCUUAGCAUAACGACAGCUGAAGCUAAAUAUUCCAACCAGUAUUUUAUUCCGUCUUAAAACGUGUCUGGAGAGGAUCUUUGACUGUAGCAGCUUGGAGCAGGAGAACAGCUAACCUGGCUGUGCGAAACACUAAAAAUAUCUGUCAGUGCCUGUAAAACUCACUGUUCUGGUGCACGUUCAGAGGUGGUCGGGUCCAGGUGUGUCCACGUUCAUUCAGCAGCAGCCUGUUGGUCACAACUGAGCCACUAACUGCUUCAGGAUUAUGUCGAGAAGCACCGAAUAUUUGAUUUUUAGCAGAAUCUGGUUCGAGCAAACUGCACAUUUUUGGCAUUUUCUUCCCAUAACACAUGUAAAAAGAAGAGAUUCUGAUGAAUUAUCAUGACUUUAAACUUAGAUUUGGUGAAUAUUCUGACAUUUCACAAGGAGUAUCUUCAAGGAAAACUAAGAAAGUUCAAAAAUCUGAUUAUUCUUUACGUAUAAAUGCUGUAAUUUUGGAGAUUUUCAAGACUUUCAAACCCAGCAGCAGGUUUUGUUGCUCAGAGGGUUUAAAGGCAACAACAACUGUAGAUUUGUUCUUCUCCUUCUUUUUAAACACCAGCAGACUAUCCACAGGAGGGCAUUGCUGCCUUCCCACAGCUAAAAACAACACAUUUGGUCUUUGCAAACAGAAAUGACGCACCAAUGACGAUCCGAUCACAACAUGCAUUUAAAAGCUCUGACGACGGCUAGAAACUAAUCCACAAAAACCUCAACUUGCCAUUUUUACACUUUAGUUUUGGUGAAACUAACAAGAGACGAUGCAUUAAUUAGCAAACUGUUUUUCAACUUUGCACGACGCCAGGAUCGCUGUUUCCCCAGGUUCAUGUUUUAUGCUAAGCUAGGCUAACAGGCUCCUCUUAAAACUUAGAGUACGGACACAAGAGUGGUAUCCGUCUUCUCCGAUAACUCUCAGCUCAGAGUGAACAAGCUUAUUUACUAUUUGAACUAUUUACCGAUGUUUUUUGCUGAUGGAGUGAUGAUGAGGAGUCAUUCCCGCCACAGGAAAUGCACGUCCCAAUGCGUUGUAUGUCCAAAAUACCUGGAUGUUGGACCACCUCCAGGCUUUUCUGGCCAUUCUGACCCACAAUCCUUUACUUUAAACAUCAGAUGACGGCUUAAGGUUCCCUAUUAUGAUGCAGCGGUACGUCUCAAUCGUCUGCAGACUGCAUGGACCAGUAGGUGCUUGGUGAAGGCGCGGUAAAGUAAAAAGACAGAGCAUGUGAUCUGGAAUGAAGCCGAUGAGUUUCCGGAGGGCAGCCGGGUGAGGCAGCUCCGUGUCAUUCCUCCCUUUCCUUUCAUUCUGACAAACGGACGGUUUCGGCUCCUCGUCCUUUUAAAUCUUCCUCCUUCCUCGACACAUUCGGGCCGAAGCGACGGCGACGCCUCGGAGGCUUCCUGGGUUUGGGGAGUUUGAGUUUGUCUUAGCACGAUGAGAUGGUUUGUUUUGCAGGUGCGCUCGAGAAAAAAAGAGAAGGUCAGAGAGGAUUGUAAGCGAGAGCGGGAAAGCAGGGAGACAGAUGAUGGAUCAGUGGUGGAUUUUCUGGAGGUGAGAGGAGCUUUGAUGGAGAAGAAAGGCCAACGGGCGCUGAUUCCACCUGAAACACGAGGAACUCCUGCUAACCGCCCGGCCGGCCUAAUGAGCUCUCCGCUCCCGAACCCGAGCCGCGAAAUCUCAUUACAUCAAACAACGUUUUAAUUGCGGCGCUCUUUUGAAGCCACGAGAGACAAAAGAGUUCACGCCACAGCGGCUCGUCUCGGCCUCCAUCCGUCCGCCCAAGAGCUGCCGAGCCGAUUCCCACGUCUGAUUUUAGCUCCUUUCACUGCCGGCGUCGUCAGAUCUCAUGGAGCCCUGAGGGUGCGGGAGUCGAGCUCGGGUGUCGGAAAAAGUUUUUUUUGGAAUGAGACAAAAGAAAAAGAGCUUCAGAUGAUGGAUCCUUGUCUCCCUUGUUCCUUUGUGUUUUUGCGGGGAAAAUAACCAGACGAUGUGUUUGAAGGGUUUGUAAUGAAACGAGCUUUAAUUGUAAAGGAGGGAAAUCAAGAGAAAAAAAGAGGGCUUCAGAAGUCACUCGGCUCUGUUUGAUGGGAGGAGGUUUGAUAGGAAAGUUUGAGCAAGUGAGUGGGAGCAGGUGGGACGUAUUUAGACGAGAAUGGGGGGAAGGGGGGCGAUGCUUUAGUAGGUUUUUUAAUUAUUAUCUAGUUUUUGAGUGUGAGGAAAGACAGAAGAGAACAAGAGACGCUGCGGGGCUUUUUUCUCAAGCAGUUAGGGUGAAAAAUAAGUUUAAAAAAAGAAGAAGAAGCCCCUGCGAAUCGAGAAAAUGCAGAUUAUUUGUGUCGUUGUGAAAACUUCCUCACAGGAUUGUUUGAGGCGCCAGCGGGCAUCAGCGGGAGCCGUCGCCGAGCUCCAGAGAAAGAGGCUCGUGUCGAGGAACGAGGCGUCUCCGUGGCGCCGCUCUUUGUCUCCGUUUGAGUCCCCCCCGUUUCUAAUUAGCACAACAGCGUGUCUUAAUUAACCUCGAGCCGGUCGAGACGCCGCGUCGGCUUCCUCAUCAAGAGCUGCCUUUUUGUCGCGUGGGAGCUCCGCCACGUUUGGGCGAGCUGUCGGGAGUGAUGAUUGAUGCCGAGUGACAGCUGAGGUGGAAUUCGUGGUAUAAAAGGUGGAGCUUUUUAGCCUCGCUGUUGCGUUGGUAGGAUGGGAUUCGUCAUCGCCCUGCUGCGUGCCAAACAACAAACUCCAUUGAUCUGUAAAUUGUGACAUAAACAACCCGCUACCAAACACAACAACAACCACAGGCCUUGAGUUGGACCAAAGGAGGUGCUAUUCUUUCAUUUUUCUCUUCAAUUUUCCUUUUUCUUAUUUCCUUUUUUAUUACCAUUGUUGUUAUGCAAAUUGUGUUUAACCCUUGCUAACACCUUGUUUUCAAAGGAGGAGGCAGAAGGAUGCUUGGUUCCGGUGGCGGUCUGUUCAGAACAUCGGCUCACUGUGGGCCAGCAUGAAACGUUCCUUUUGAAAACAGGGCAUUGUUUUGGUUUUUUUUUCUUAUCUACCGUUUCAUUUUGACAAGUCUUGUUCCUCUUUUUGUAUCCUGUACAUGUUUACAUUGUAUCUCGCAUUGCCCAAAAGAGAAACAAUAUUAAAUGUAUUAUCUUUGUUGUUUUA
Stegastes partitus (bicolor damselfish) is the source of this 11024-nucleotide messenger RNA. RefSeq names its product SH3 and PX domains 2Aa (gene sh3pxd2aa). The transcript is spliced from 15 exons. Gene Ontology annotation, cellular component: cytoplasm. NCBI's taxonomy places the organism in Eukaryota, Metazoa, Chordata, Actinopteri, Pomacentridae. Gene Ontology annotation, molecular function: phosphatidylinositol binding; superoxide-generating NADPH oxidase activator activity; protein binding. The record is from RefSeq and is a predicted model, not a curated record. Gene Ontology annotation, biological process: superoxide anion generation. The coding region runs from base 553 to 4050 and encodes 1165 amino acids.